GGCCGGCCGCUGGGCGCUCCGAGCUCCCAGCCCCGAGUUGUGCAAUCCUUUGUAGCACGCCAGAGAGUCCUCCUCCUUCGCUGUUGCCUCUCGCCCUCUCUCUCUCUUUUUUUCAAGCUGUGAGCUCAACCGAUGAGUCAGAGCAGUGCAAUCCUGACACUGCAUCGCAGGACUGGGGGUGACACGGAGGGAGGGAGAGCGAUCGCGCGGCGAACACCACAGGCGCGGGGUGCGCCGAAUAUCCUGCUCCGCGAGCGAGGGGUGACAGCCCGCGCGUCCCUCUCGGUCCCUGCUAGCAAACUUCCCAGCCUCGCGAGGCGCAGGCUGGCGGAAGCCCUGCGAGCGCCGCGGGCAGGCGGAGGCGCCUGUUUGUUUUUAAAAUCGAGGAGUGCGUGCAGGCGGCUGGAGUCUGGGAGGCGACUGAAGGCGGCGGCCCGCGGCGGAAGGGGGACAGCCGAUGCCGGAGCUCGGGCAGGAGUGGGUGUGCACGGGACAGUGGACAUGGAAACUGCGUCUGCGCCGGGAGUUUGUGUGACAGAGGUGCAGGGGAGGCAGGGAACUGGGGCAAGUGCAGUAGAGGCCUAAGCUGGAGCGUUUAGGGCGAGCGGGCCGGCCUCACCCCGCGCACCCGGAGCUGCUGGCGCACCUCAGACCUGUCAUCCUGCCCGCCCGCCCCCGCACGUCCGAGCCGCUGCGGCCUGCUCAGCUCUCCCCGCCGCUGCACCGUAUGCUGUGUUUGGUGGUGCCUGUCCGGAACUCGGAGCCCGGGUUUUGUCUGGAUUCUGCAUAUGGCCGGCUUGGUGGAGACUCCAGGGCCUUGUGAGCAUCAUGAACUUGGAAGUGUAGACGAGCCCGAGAGCCUUCUGUGAAGAGGAAGGAAGAGCCAGCAGUUCUUUCUCCCUGUGCCUGACCGCAUCAUCCAGCAUUUUCCUCUGCCCCUGCUCUGCCCCCACUGGCUCCUGGACUAGGGCCAGGCUUCCAGCAGGACCUGCCCCCAGGGGAUGGGCGACUGGUGAAGUAGGUCUCACUGCCGGGGCCACACCAUGAACCUCCAGGCCCAGCCCAAGGCUCAGAACAGGCGAAAGCGUUGCCUCUUUGGGGACCAGGAACAAGCUGCCAAGGAGCAGCCCCCACCCCUGCAGGCCCCACAGCAGCCCCCGGCCCCUCCACAGUCCACCAGGGUCAAGGAGGAGCCUUACUUUGGGCACGAGGGUCCGGCAGGGGUCGCCCCUGCCUCCCAGCCUGUAGAACUGCCCCCUCCCAACAGCCUGGCCCUGCUGAACUCUGUGGUGUAUGGGUCUGAGCGGACCACGGCUGCCAUGUUGUCCCAGCAGGUGGGCUCAGUCAAGUGGCCCAACUCUGUGAUGGCUCCAGGGCGGGGCCCAGAGCGUGGAGUGGGUGGGGGGGUCAGUGACAGCAGCUGGCAGCAACAGCCCGGCCAGCCUCCACCCCACUCAACGUGGAACCGCCACAACCUACCCCUCUAUAGCGGACCCAAGGGGAGCCCUCAUCCUGGCAUGGGGGUCUCUCCCUACUAUAACCACCCUGAGGCACUGAAGCGGGAGAAAGGAGGGGGGCCGCAGCUGGACCGCUAUGGAAAUGCAGUGCGGCCAAUGAUGCCACAGAAGGUGCAGCUGGAGGUGGGGCGGCCCCAGGCGCCCCUGAACUCUUUCCACGUGGCCAAGAAGCCCCCAAACCAGACGCUGCCCCUGCAACCCUUCCAGCUGGCAUUCGGCCACCAGGUGAACCGGCAGGUCUUCCGGCAGGGCCCACCGCCCCCCAACCCUGUUGCUGCCUUCCCACCACAGAAGCAGCAGCAGCAGCAGCAACAGGCAGCCCUGCCCCAGAUGCAGCUCUUUGAGAACUUCUACCCCAUGCAGCAGCCGCCGUCUCAGCAGCCCCAGGACUUUGGCCUACAGCCAGCCGGGCCUCUGGGGCAGUCCCACCUGGCUCACCACAGCAUGGCACCGUACCCCUUCCCCCCCAACCCCGAUAUGAACCCAGAGCUGCGCAAGGCCCUCCUGCAGGAGUCAGCCCCGCAGCCUGUGCUACCUCAGGCCCAGAUCGCCUUCCCCCGCCGCUCCCGCCGCCUCUCUAAGGAGGGCGUCCUGCCUUCCACCGCCCUGGAUGGGGCUGGCACCCAACCUGGGCAGGAGCCGGCCAGCAACUUGUUCCUACAUCACUGGCCCCCGCAGCAGCCACUACCCGGCCCCCUGGGGCAGCCCCAUCCCGAAGCUCUGGGAUUCCCCCUGGAGCUGAGGGAGUCGCAGUUGCUGCCCGACGGGGAGAGACUGGCACCCAAUGGUCGAGAGGCUUCUGCCAUGAGCAACGAGGAAAGCGUGCGGGCGGUUGGCACGGGGGACUGUGGGCAGGUGCUACGGGGUGGGGUGAUCCAGAGCACACGACGGAGGCGCCGGGCAUCCCAGGAGGCCAAUUUGCUGACCCUGGCCCAGAAGGCGGUGGAGCUGGCCUCACUGCAGAACGCAAAGGAUGCCAGUGGCUCUGAGGAGAAGCGGAAAAGUGUACUGGCUUCAACUACCAAGUGUGGAGUGGAGUUUUCUGAGCCUUCCUUAGCUGCCAAGCGAGCACGAGAGGACAGCGGGAUGGUACCCCUCAUCAUCCCAGUGUCUGUGCCUGUGCGGACUGUGGACCCAACCGAGGCGGCCCAAGCUGGAGGUGUUGACGAGGACGGGAAGGGCUCUGAGCAGAACCCCGCUGAACACAAGCCAUCGGUCAUCGUCACCCGCAGGCGGUCCACCCGUAUCCCCGGGACUGAUGCCACAGCUCAGGCUGAGGACAUGAGCGUCAAGUUGGAGGGGGAACCUUCGGUGCGGAAACCAAAGCAGCGGCCAAGGCCUGAGCCCCUGAUCAUCCCCACCAAGGCGGGCACCUUCAUCGCCCCUCCUGUCUACUCCAACAUCACCCCAUACCAGAGCCACCUGCGCUCUCCCGUCCGGCUGGCUGACCACCCCUCUGAGCGGAGCUUUGAGCUACCACCCUACACACCACCCCCCAUCCUCAGCCCCGUGCGGGAAGGCUCUGGCCUCUAUUUCAAUGCCAUCAUGUCAACCAGCAGCAUCCCAGCCCCUCCUCCCAUCACGCCAAAGAGUGCCCAUCGCACCCUCCUUCGGUCUAAUAGCGCUGAAGUCACCCCGCCUGUUCUCUCUGUGUUGGGGGAGGCCACCCCAGUGAGCAUCGAGCCACGGAUCAAUGUGGGCUCCCGGUUCCAGGCGGAAAUCCCCUCAAUGAGGGACCGUGCCCUGGCAGCUGCAGACCCCCACAAGGCCGACUUGGUGUGGCAGCCAUGGGAAGAUCUAGAGAGCAGCCGGGAGAAGCAGAGGCAAGUGGAAGACCUGCUGACAGCUGCCUGCUCCAGCAUUUUCCCUGGAGCUGGCACCAACCAGGAGCUGGCCCUGCACUACCUGCAUGAGUCCAGGGGAGACAUCCUGGAAACGCUGAAUAAGCUGCUACUGAAGAAGCCCGUGCGGCCCCACAACCACCCACUGGCAACUUAUCACUACACAGGCUCCGACCAGUGGAAGAUGGCUGAGAAGAAGCUGUUCAACAAGGGCAUUGCCAUCUACAAGAAGGAUUUCUUCCUGGUGCAGAAGCUGAUCCAGACCAAGACCGUGGCCCAGUGUGUGGAGUUCUACUACACCUACAAGAAGCAGGUGAAAAUUGGCCGCAAUGGGACGCUAACCUUCGGGGAUGUGGAUAUAAGUGAUGAGAAGUCGGCCCAGGAGGAGGUUGAAGUGGAUAUUAAGACGUCCCAGAAGUUCCCAAGGGUGCCUCCUCCCAGAAGAGAGUCCCCAAGUGAAGAGAGGCUGGAGCCCAAGAGGGAAGUAAAGGAGACCAGGAAGGAGGGGGAGGAGGAGGUGCCAGAGAUCCAGGAGAAGGGGGAGCAGGAAGAGGGGCGAGAGCGAAGCCGAAGGGCAGCGGCUGUCAAAGCCACACAGACACUACAGGCCAAUGAGUCGGCCAAUGACAUCCUCAUCCUCCGAAGCCACGAGUCCAACGCCCCUGGAUCUGCUGGUGGCCAGGCCUUGGAGAAGCCAAGGGAGGGGGCAGGGAAAUCACGAAGGGCACUACCUUUUUCGGAGAAGAAGAAAAAAGCAGAGACAUUUAAUAAGACCCAGAAUCAGGAGAACACUUUCCCUUGUAAAAAAUGUGGCAGGGUGUUUUACAAGGUGAAGAGCCGCAGCGCGCACAUGAAGAGCCACGCGGAGCAGGAGAAGAAGGCGGCUGCGCUGAGGCUGAAGGAGAAAGAGGCCGCGGCUGCCGCGGCUACUGCGGCCGCCGCCUCUGCGCACCAGCCGGCCCUGCGGGAGGAGAGCGCGGGCGAGAGGGGCUGAGGCCUAGGGCUCGGCGGCCGGGGAGCCAGGGCGGGCCCCUGCCCCGGGCUCCCGGCCCUCCCUGCACCAGCUGCCAAAGCGCCUGCAAGCACCCCGCCACCUCCAGAGGGAGAGAGGAGAGAUCCCCUGGACUUUUCUCUGAAAAACGAAUAAGACAAUAAAAUAAACGGCUCUUUUAUUUAUAAAGGCCCCAGGAGCAGUGUUAAGGGCUGCAGGAUCCAGUUCCUCUUUGCAUUCAGUCUGUCAGGAGUCGUCCUUAUGCUUUCCUGGAACUGGGACAGUCCCUGCUCGCGGGGCUGCCCCUCUGGAGGGGCUCUAGCCGCUGCCACCGCUGCCUCUCACAGUGGGACCUCUGCUGCCGCGCAGUCUCUUCGUUUCCUCUUUGUUCUUCCUGCGCCCCUCGGUCGCCAUGGAGAGCCAAGCACAAGCUCACCGCUCUGCCCGCCUCUUGCAGCAUUAUUCCCCCUCCCCAGAGGACCUCGAAGGCUGCACAGGCCCUGCCCCAUGCCCCGGAAAAAGACUCCCUUCGAGGGAGUGUGGUGGCCGUCUCUGAGAGGGAGCUCUGCCUGGCAGGCGUGCUGUCCCCUGCACGAUAAUGUCCAGGCCUAAGCUGCUCCAGUGACCCUGUCCUCAGAGAAACCACCUCUCCCCUGGGAAGGAGGCUAUGAGAAUGCCUGGAGGGAGAAAGACUGAGGACAGGUGCCUGUCCCUUUGCUGCUUGCUAGCAGCCUGCUGGGGCUAGAAAGUUUUCUUAGCUGUUUGGGGAAGGCGCCAGUGUUGCGGUCCAAGCUCUCAGCCUGCUGGAGGGAAGGGAGCUGUGCAGAGGAUGGAAGCUGCAGGGCUAGGCCUGAGGGAGCCUUUGAUAAGCUGUGGCUUUUCCUGCUUCCCACCUUUUUACCAAAUACCUUUGGGCCCUGGAGGCUGCUAAGGGAGCUUAGCCCAGGCCCAGCCUGCUCCUCCUUGGUGCAAGUUCCCUUCCUGCCUCUGUCCUGCCCUUGGCAGCUGCCACCUAACCCUACUUCACCUGGUCUAGUGCUGACAUCCACAGCCUAGCCCCCAGUCCUGCAUGCUGGAGAUUUCUGGAUCCUUCCCUGGGAGGGGAAGGUCUCCUAACCAGAUUGGACAGGAGCCUUCAUUCCUUGACUUAUGUCAUUUGGGAGCUAUUUAUUUAUUCUUAAUAUUUAAUUUUUAACAUCCUCUCAGGGACCAGGGGCUUCCUGCUUUCCAGAGGCCCAAGUGCAUUUAUCCCAAAACAAGGCACCUUCUUGGCAUCUGCCCCAUCCCCCCAUUCCCAAGACUCUAAGGUCCCUCGCCUCCUUGCUGUGGAAACUGGUCAAUAGGAAUGAUAGUAGCACUGAAAGAGGGUGGAAAGGUGGAAGGUGUCACCAAAGCCGCACAGAGACUGGCAGGAACAAGGGAGAGCAAAGACAGUUCUUGUUGCUACCUCUUCUCUGGCUGUACUUUCAAAUUGCCUGAGGGGAUUGGCUGGAAGCCAGGAUUCUGGUUUUGUUUCUGUCUUGAAGAAGCCAUAUUUGGCAUGGAGUCACUGAAGUGAAAGGGCUGGAAGGUUCUGGAGGCCCCUUCACUUGCCAGUCUCAUAGGAGGGCUGUUAUUGUUUUGCUCUGUUGUGUAAGUUCUAAGUGAAUGCAAGUAUAUGACAGGUGAGCAUGUUAGGAAGGAGCCAAAAAGUAUUCCUUCUGCUGCUCCCUAUGAGAUAGUCUAAAGGCAUCACGUUGGUCGCUGGGAGUGGGGAGGGAGUUUUGUUUCUAAACUAUGCACUAUCAGGUAUCUUUCAGCAUUCGUUUAUGCAUUAAUAUGGUUCUAUAGGACCCUAGCUAUGGGAAUACAAAAUUCUUCUCCCCCCAGACUCCUGGAUCUCCAGCUUCCCAGUUAGUUUCCUCCAUAGGCUUCUACAAGCUCGAUGUCCCAAGAUUGGAAAAAUCUAGUAUGCCCUCCAGAAACAGAAGGGUAGCAAAUUUAGGCUUUCUUCUAAAUCACUUGUGUAAUAUGAGUGCCUUCGCAGCUUCGCCCCAAAGUGCUACUUAUGUUUCCCAAGGUUUUUUCUAUUUAAACCGUAUUUAGUUUCAGGCCCUGUUAUGGACAUGCGGUAACAGAAACCUCCUUCAUCUAGAGUGACUCUCCUCUUCUAAGCUCAUGGAGACCAGACCAGGUGAAUGAAGGUGGAGAAAAUCAAGAUGGCACCUCUCUAUAUUAAUCUCACCAGAGACCGUAUUUUAGAAGGGUUCAUGCUCCAGGAUGGAUUUAUAUUUAGAAUGCAACGUGCAAGUUAAAAUGUUUGGAGGGCAGAUGAAGUUGUGGCAAGUGACCUGCCAAUAAAGUGGGUGCAGCCAUAGAAGCUGGCAGAGGUCUAUCCUUUAUGGUGCUUUCUCCCUGUGAACACAUGAGGCUCGUCUUUUGUAUUUUCUUUUUCUUUUUUACUCUAUUUAGAGCUCUUUGCUUUAAGAAGUUAAAUGACAAACAGCUCCAGCUUUGUAAUAUCCUCCCCAUACCAUCUCACAUAUCCAUCUCCCAGCCUCCAUCUACACUCAGCUAAGGGCAUGAAACUAACCUAGUGCCUGUGUCCCAGACCAUUUCUGAGGUCUCUUACCCACCCAAGGAGACAGGGCUUCAGCACUGUCCUCCAUGCCUUCAGCAGCCCCCCUCACAGCUAAGGUACACCCAUCCCUUCUGCCACCCCACCUCCACCCCUGACACAGAGGUCGUGUGCUGCUUAUGUCUAAAGGGAUCCCCUAUAUUAAACUGCCUCAAUGACCUAACCUCUUUCUUAUGUGCCAGAUGUUAAGAUGAAGGAGGAAUACAACACAUACUCAAGCCUCAGCUGUUUAAAUAUGUUUUCUCUGGGGCUCGCUUUUCUCGGACGGCAUUUAUUACCAGACUGGCAAGCCUAACUCUUUAGGUUUACAAAGAGUAUGCAUAUUUUUAUAAAACAGUUGUAUGUCCUCCCCAUAUUUUGCUGUGUUAAUAUUUGCCUCUAACUAACAAUUUGCAGCUGUUUCACCUUUUCCUCAUUUGUCUCUAAGUUGAAGGCCUUGUUGGAGGGGACAGCACAGGAACAGCCUUGACAGUCUGUAAUUAGUGUACAAAUAUUUUAAUAGCAUAUAAAUAAGUAUAUUCCUUUUAUUUUGAAAAAAAUGAUCAGACACUGCCUUUUGUGUGUUUGCUGCCUGUGGCACCCUUUUUUAAAGACUGUUACAUAUUAAAAUAGUGUACAUAUAUAUAAAUAUUACCUCUUUUGCUGUACAGUUGUGAUAGACCAGACUGAAGAUUUUAUUUUUUGUGUGCUUUUUAUAAAAAAAAAUUAAUACACUAAAGAAAAUCUUGCUGAUGUGAUUGUAAUGUACCUAUGUAACUUAUUUACUUUUGAAUGUUCUUCUGUAUCUUUAAACCUUUUAUUAAAUAAGGUUUUAAAAAUUCA
Diceros bicornis minor is the source of this 7788-nucleotide messenger RNA. It is a transcript of the gene MIDEAS, whose product is annotated as mitotic deacetylase associated SANT domain protein. The record is from RefSeq and is a predicted model, not a curated record. The transcript has 14 exons. Gene Ontology annotation, biological process: regulation of transcription by RNA polymerase II; negative regulation of DNA-templated transcription. Gene Ontology annotation, molecular function: transcription corepressor activity. The coding region runs from base 1044 to 4352 and encodes 1102 amino acids. NCBI's taxonomy places the organism in Eukaryota, Metazoa, Chordata, Mammalia, Perissodactyla, Rhinocerotidae. Gene Ontology annotation, cellular component: histone deacetylase complex; transcription regulator complex.